AUGGAACCGACAUAUUUCACAUGCACGCUGGGCCAAGCCAAAUUGCUUGGACAGCGCAGUCCGUUCCGAACUGUUAAUGAAUUGAUCAAUAUCAAGGCUGCAAACGAGGGAGACACUCCGGCAGUUGGUUUCUACAAGCCCUGUUCUGAGUCCACAGAAGAAUGGCGGGCGCACAUCUUGACCUUCCGAGAUGUUGCACGUGGAUGCGAAGCGACAGCGACCUCGCUUGUACAGAAGUUACACUCCACGGCAAAAUGUACGGUUGCCCUGUUGUGUCCAAGUUCUCCUGAGUUUCUCUUCACCUGGCUGGCUCUGAUGAAACUCGGCCAUUCAGUCCUGCUGAUAGCCCCUCAAUGCUCUCCGUCAGCUAUCUCGCACCUAUGCCAGACUUGUGAUGUUCAAGAUCUCAUAUACGAUGAUCAGUAUAAGGACCUUGCACAAAGCACCUUGUCCGAAAGUACUGCCAAGGGUGCUGCUUUCAAUAUAAUUCUGCAUCCGUUUUCAGGACAGGAUGUAUCUGAAGCCAUUGGAAGGCCUUUGGCAAAUGGCUCCUUACCUUCAGUUCAAGCCAAAGCAACGGAAAUCGCCUAUCUGCAUCAUACAUCUGGAACAUCUAGUGGGGUGCCCAAGCCAAUAGCGCAAAGUCACCAUGCAGCAGUUGGAGCAUUGCCUACACUCGAUGGAAGACAUGCAGCAACAUUUACCACAACUCCGCUCUAUCAUGGAGGAAUUGCAGACCUGUUCCGGGCAUGGACCAGCAAUGCAUUGAUAUGGCUCUUUCCUGGGAAACAGUUGCCAAUAACAGCGAACAAUGUGGGCAAAUGCUUAGAAAUCGCAAAGCAACGUGCAGAGAAAAGAUUAUGCCCACCAGUCCAAUACUUCUCAUCGGUCCCCUACAUCCUGCAAAUGAUGGCUGGUAAUGAAGAGGGACUGAAGCUCCUCCAGGGUAUGGAGAUUGUUGGCGUCGGAGGAGCAGCUCUUCCGUCUGACGUCGGUAAUAUGCUUGUCGAAAGGGGCGUUCAUCUGAUAUCAAGGUUCGGAAGUGCAGAAUGUGGCUUCUUGAUGUCUUCGCAUCGUGACUACGGCAAAGACAAGGCAUGGGACUAUCUCAGGUCAUCCUCAGCUGGUGAUUUCCUCCAGUUUGAAGAGCGAGAAGACAAUCUUUUGGAGCUUGUCAUUCAGCAAGGCUGGCCUCACAUGGCGAAGCACAACCGAAAAAACGGUUCUUUUGCGACUGCAGACUUGUUCAUGCCCCACCCAUCCAUUGUAGGAGCAUGGCGGUACCAUUCCAGGUCGGACUCUCAGUUAACCCUUGUUACUGGAAAGAAGUUCGACCCGGCACCACUUGAAGAUGCCAUCAAAGCGUCCUCUACUGUCAUUGAAGAUGUGCUCAUAUUUGGAAAUGGCAAGCCUUAUGCAGGGGCAUUGCUCUUCCGAACCAAACAAGCUUCCUCUCUGUCAGAGGAUGAAUUUGUUGACAGCAUCGUCCCUGUAAUCGAAAAAUUGAACAAAGAAAGUCAGAGCCAUGCCAAAAUAUCGCGAGCCAUGCUUAUUCCAAUGAAGUAUGAAGAGAAGCCACUUCAGAAGAGCAGCAAAGGGACGACUAUCCGAACACAAGCUGAGAAAAAGUAUUCGGAACAGAUCAAUGCCGCGUAUAACGGCGAACCGUCAGCAUGCAAUUCCGACAUCGCCGAUGCUGAAAUACCACAGGCGAUCCGCGAAAUUGUCUUGUCCGUCGUUGGAAGUGGAGAUACAACUCAUUUGUCGUACGAUACAGACCUGUUUUCGUAUGGUGCGGAUUCGGUGGCUUGCAUGCAAAUCCGGCAAAGGCUAUCUCGCCUAAUUCCAGGGGCGGCAGCCUUGCCGGUUAGUGUGGUUGAGGAUUGCGGGACGAUCGACCGACUCAGCACCUUCAUCAUUCGUUUGAGAUCCGGAGCUGAACUCGAAGAGCAAGAUGAUCAGAUUAAACUGAUGUCUGAUCUUGUCGACAAAUAUCGUGUUGAAGAUCCCGAACCCUGCUCGGCCCCCUCAUCGCCAUCAGUGACCCAACGGCCACCCGGACUGCGAGUCCUUCUGACAGGCCCAACGGGGUCACUCGGUUCUCAUCUUCUCCACCAGCUGCUCAACGACGCUCGAGUUGGACAUAUAUACCUCCUCGUACGAGGUGCCAGUACUGACGCGUCUCUUGGACGGGUGACCAAAGCACUCACAAGUCGAGGCCUGGACAUACCCUCGAAUUUGUCCUGCAAGACCACCAUUCUACCCUGCAAGCUCUCAGAACCCAACCUCGGCCUCUCAUGCUCGGACUACGAAACCCUCUCGAAUGAAGUCGACAUCAUCUUCCAUUUAGCAUGGAGCGUCAACUUCCUCAUCUCGCUGCGCACCAUCGCCAACACCCAGCUCUCCGGGUUGCGCAACCUACUGAAUCUCGCACUUGCUAGACCACCGCACUCAGACUCGAGGAGAGCACCAGCACGCUUUGUAUUCUGCUCCAGCGUCGCCGCCGUCUCCAACUUCACAUCCCCUUCUGCCGACCACACUUCCAGCACCACGGUUCCGGAACAAUUCGUCGCAGCCCCAAACAUCUCCGGCCCAACAGGAUACGCGCGCUCUAAAUGGGUCGGCGAAGCAAUAUGCUCGGCUGCCCACGAAAUCACACGUCUCAAAGGCCACAUAUCCAUCGCUCGCGUGGGCCAACUCUCGGGCGCGACCGACACUGGCGCGUGGAGUUCCUCGGAAGCAUACCCACUGCUCCUUUCGAGCGCGAAAGACACCGGCGUCCUCCCAGACCUGAAAGACGAAGUAUUGAACUGGCUACCCGUGGACGUCGCAGCGAGGGCAUUCCUCGAACUCGCAUUCGUCGACUCCCACUUCCAGACACCACCGCCCACCGACCAAAUCAACGGACCCACCAUCCCCGUGCACCACGUCCUCAACCCAAACAUGGCGGUCCGGUGGUCCGACCUACUCUCAUGGCUGUCCCGACACUCUCAAUCUAGGUUCACCGUGGUUUCCGCGGCUGAAUGGCUGGAAAAACUCACCGCAUUACAAGCCGACGAAGCGACGAAACAUCAUCCGGCACUGCGUCUGCUGGAGUUCUGGCGGAACGCUUACGGAGCUGCAUCGAGCGGGAAAAAUGACGCUGUUGGUGCUGUUGAUGUUGCUGGUGGUGCUGUUGAUGGUGCUGGUGCUGCUGGUGACAAGGCUGUUGAGAAUGAGGAGAGGAAACACGAAGACGCAUUGCAGUAUAACAUGACCGAGACGUUUCGCGCUAUGCCGGUGCUGCGCGACGUCGAGGAUUGCAUGGAUGAGGCCUAUGUAUUGAAGUUAUGGGAGUGGGUGCAGAGGGAAUUGUGA
Exophiala bonariae is the source of this 3357-nucleotide messenger RNA. RefSeq lists its product as uncharacterized. Gene Ontology annotation, molecular function: phosphopantetheine binding. Lineage: Eukaryota; Fungi; Ascomycota; Eurotiomycetes; Chaetothyriales; Herpotrichiellaceae. The transcript has a single exon. Bases 1 to 3357 code for a protein of 1118 amino acids. The record is from RefSeq and is a predicted model, not a curated record.